ACUUUUCUUUCACAAAUGUCCACAAGAUUUGUUUGCUUCCUCCUUAGAGUCCCACUGGCCGAUCGGUGGGCGUGAUGAUCGAGCUGUGAAGGCUCAGUCAUCUGUUUCGAUUUUACCAGAGCACCACGACACCAGCAUUGCUCGACCCCCCCCCCCCCCCCGCCGUCGUAUUUUUCGUGCCCGGUGUGCGGCUCACCGCUGAUCCGCGAUUCCAGAACGAUCGACGACGAUGGAGCUACUUAGCUCACCGAGUUAUCAUUUUAUUUCACCAUUAGCCAGAUCAAGAAGCGAUGUACGCUCGACAUCAAUGAAAAGGUCAAGUUCAUUCUCCGGAACUGGAUCACUUUCCUAUAGCCCGUCAAUGACUCGAUAUCGUCCCAGUUAUGGUUACGGUGGCGGUUAUAUGGCUAGAAGUUUAAGCCGAAGUGGAUCUUCAUUGUUCGGUCGUUCUCUGGCGGCAACAGCUCUAACAAAAACGUCACCAUUGCAUAAUGUCGGAGUACAGCUAAGUACACCACAUUUUACGGACAAAUACCCUUAUGUACGGUAUAGUUACGGGAACACGGACACUGCCCUAGGCAUCAAAACACAAUCCGAAUCAGCGUACUCUCGUACCUCCGCCAUUCGAGACAUUGGUACAAAAAGAUGGUUAGAGGGUAAAUUGACCUCCUAUAAUCCAUCACAAUUCCAAAGGCCUGUUUAUAACUCACAUCUCGAACGUGCUUAUACGCCUCAGAGAAGCUAUAUACGUUAUAUGCCUCUCGACGAUGCUGUCGAUAUGUAUAAAAAGCGGUGCAUGACUGUUGGGACCUUGUCGAAGUACUGGCUCUCACCAGCCACAUGGGCUUCACGGCGAGAGAAGGAGAUGAAUCUAUCAUCAUCUCUUAGUCGUGGGAAUUACGACUAUGCCAACAGAUACAACAGGUUUACCAGCCGUUUGUACUCAUAAACAACAAGCAAGGCCAUCGCCGUUUCCUCUCAAUGGAGCACACUGCACUCAAGUUUUCGACCUUUCAGAAGUUUAUUCCUAUGCUCAUAUCUUUCCAGAAAGUUUCUUUCUGUUAUUGAAUGAAGAUUCUUG
Cylicocyclus nassatus is the source of this 1081-nucleotide messenger RNA. The record is from the annotation of a GenBank genome assembly. Lineage: Eukaryota; Metazoa; Nematoda; Chromadorea; Rhabditida; Strongylidae.